This is a messenger RNA of Spinacia oleracea (spinach), 1828 nucleotides long. RefSeq lists its product as uncharacterized. The transcript is spliced from 3 exons. The coding region runs from base 944 to 1387 and encodes 147 amino acids. NCBI's taxonomy places the organism in Eukaryota, Viridiplantae, Streptophyta, Magnoliopsida, Caryophyllales, Amaranthaceae. The record is from RefSeq and is a predicted model, not a curated record.
ACAACUUUAAGGUAUAAUACUUACAAGGCAUAGUGAUAACUAUCGAGUAAUUUAGUAAUUGUGCGAUCAAUUCAGAAUAUUUGAGCCUUGAAUAUUAUGAUUCAUAUUACUCAUAUAAGAACCUGAUGACUCAUAAGCCUUAUUCUUUUAAAUUUUAUGCUCACGUGAAGAUGAUAUAUGCGCUGCGCUGCUUCAUUGAAAUGAAUUUCAAACCCAGCUUAUUUUUAUUUUAGUUAUAGAUCUUAUAAAAUAAUUACUGGACAUAAAUUGUUUUCCAUUUGACUAUUGGGACAUCGGAGAUCCGAUAUACACGUGCAAAUUUUGCGGUGCAAUGUUGUGGUACAAAGAAAGACUAGAGAAAAAGGAAAACUUUAAAAAUCCAAAAUUCUCAUUGUGUUGUAUGCAAGGAAAACUCCAACUACCUUUGCUAAAAGAACCACCACAUCCACUUAGUAGGCUUUUGAAGAAUGAGGACAAAAGAAGUAAGAUUUUUUUUGUAGAAUAUAAGAGCAUAUAACAUGAUGCUUGCAUUUACGUAAAUGGGAGGAAAGAUCGACUUGGCAUUAAACCAAGGGAGAGGAUCUUAUAUUUUUAGAUUACAAGGUCAAAAUUAUCAUAAGAUAGUAAGUUUGUUACCAAAUUCCGGAUCUCCCCCUAAGUUUUCACAACUCUACAUAUUAUGAGGUUGCAAAUAGAAAGCGCACUAUGAGAAACUCAAAGGACUUUAAUUAUGCAAUUAACCAUGACUUGAAGACAAUGCUUGAUCAACACAACCCUAUAGCUCAAUCUUUCAGAAUGGCAAGGGAUCGUUUUAGCUCGUGCCAGUCUAAAAGUGUUUAUCACAUUCACUUGCCAUCCAAAGUGGCCAGAAACCACUAGAUUUAUUCAGAAGAAAGGCCUCAAACCUGAGGAUAGACCCGACAUCGUUUGUAGAGUUUUCAAAAUGAAACUAGAUGGGCUUAUACGUGAUCUCAAAGUGAAUGAGAUGUUUGGGAAAGUUAAUGCAUUGGUCUAUACCGUGGAGUUCCAAAAGCGUGGAUUACCUCAUGCCCAUAUCCUUUUGUUUUUGCAUCCUGAUAACAAGAUUUCUGCGACAUAUGAUAUUGAUAGAGUUAUAUCCGCCGAAAUCCCUGAUACGGCAGAGAGCCUCAAACUCUAUGGAGAUUGUAUGAUGCAUGGUGCUUGUGGUGCUCUGAAUAAAAGUUCCCCAUGCAUGAAAGAGGGAAGGUUCUCUAAACAUUAUCCGAUGGACUUCACCGAAGACACGUGUUUUGAUAAAGAAGGGUACGCCCUUUAUAGAAGAAGGGACAAUGGUAGAUUUAUUGAAAAGAAUGAAAUCAAGCAGAUAACAUAUAUGUUGUUCCAUACAACCGAACUUUGCUCCUAAAAUACCGUGUUCACAUCAAUAUUGAACUUUGCAAUCAACACAAGGCAAUCAAGCACUUAUAUAAAUACGUAAAUAAGGAAAAUGAUUGUGGCACUGUUGCCUUUGAAAAGCCGGAGAGACUUGUGACAACACUGAUGAAAUUAAAUCCUACUAUGAUUGCGGGGAUAUAAUAACAUCUACUUAUGAAAAUGAUAUAUUUCAACAUUGUUUUGUGGAGUUGUUUAAAUGGUUGAUCAUAAAAUUAUAUACACAUAUAUCAGGUAUAUUUCGCCAUGUAAAGCAGUAUGGAGAAUUUUUGGGUUCGACUUGCAUUGUAGAUAUAUUACUUUGGAUUCAUGUCACCAAAGAAAUAUUGUAAAAAGCAAAUAUUACCACAUGAUCUCUUAUACGUAAAAAUAAUUAAUGAAAUUUAUCAUGUCAUAUAUGAUGAAAUAAAUUAAA